Rhodotorula toruloides NP11 is the source of this 2703-nucleotide messenger RNA. RefSeq names its product tRNA ligase. The transcript is spliced from 5 exons. NCBI's taxonomy places the organism in Eukaryota, Fungi, Basidiomycota, Microbotryomycetes, Sporidiobolales, Sporidiobolaceae. Gene Ontology annotation, cellular component: nuclear inner membrane. Gene Ontology annotation, biological process: tRNA splicing, via endonucleolytic cleavage and ligation. The record is from RefSeq and is a predicted model, not a curated record. The coding region runs from base 1 to 2703 and encodes 900 amino acids. Gene Ontology annotation, molecular function: RNA ligase (ATP) activity; ATP binding.
AUGGUCGCAGGCUACCGCAAACCCGCUCUCGAACCAUCCCCAGCCACAAAACUCGUCCGCGAACUCGUCCACUUCGGACAGCCCGCGCAACCCUCCCACAGUCUCGACGGCGAGCGAGAAGAGGUCGCCGUCUCUCGCGGCAAGGGCAAGGGAAAGGCCAAGGAGCAGAACGGGUCGAACGCAGAGGCCAGCGCGACCAGCGACGCGGACGAUGUCACUGCGAGGCUCGACAAGCUUUCGGUGCAGAACGGCGCACAGGGCAAAGGCGAGACGUCCAAGGCUCUCAAAAAGCUCUUGCGGUCGACCAACCACACCGUCACCAUCCCCGGACCAGGAGGCAAGGAGGAGAAGCGCGUCUUGACGAGCUGGAAGAUGGCAGACUACGCUUACAAGCGCGAGCCGUGCCCGUUCCCGACUCGUGCGCGCGGACUGUUUACGGAGAAGGUCGGCAAGGGAGAGAGCGAGGAGUACCGCAUCGUCGCGAGGGGUUACGACAAGUUCUUCAACGUCAACGAGGUCUCGUGGACCAAGUGGGACGCGAUCCCGCAAUACUCGACGGGCCCGUACGAGCUGACGACCAAAUCCAACGGCUGCAUCAUCCUCAUCGCCGCGCUCACUCCCUCGCACAUCAUCGUCACCUCGAAGCACAGCGUCGGACGAAACGCGAGCCUCAGCACCGAGGGAGGCGUGUCCCAUUCCGAGAGGGGCGAGUACUGGUUGGAGAAACAUGUCGAGAAGGUUGGGAAGACCAAGGCGGAUCUGGCCAAGGAGCUGUACGAGAAGAACUUGACUGCCGUCGCCGAGCUCUGCGACGACUCGUUCGAAGAACACGUCCUCCCCUACCCUCCCGAAAUGACCGGUCUCCACCUUCACGGCCUCAACCACAACUCUCCGAUCCUCAACACCCUCCCCUCGUCCGAAGUCGCCACCUUCGCGCGCAAAUUCGGCCUCAUCCCAACUCCCUACACCGUCUUCCCCUCGGUCGUCGCCGUACGGACCUACUGCGAAACCGUCGAGAAAGCCGGCGGAGUCGAAGGUCCCGACGGAAAGUUGACGCCCGUCGAAGGCUUUGUCGUCCGCGGACACCGCAAAGGUGGCUCGGCAGGCGAGGCUUUCUUCUGGAAAGUCAAGUACGACGAACCGUACCUCAUGUACCGCGAAUGGCGCGAGUUGACUCGCAAGUUGCUCGCGAGUUAUCCGAACCUCGACUCGGUCAGCGGGAACAAGAUCCGGAAUGAGGAGAGUAGGUUGUACCUCUGGUGGGUCAGGAGGGAGAUCCAGCGCGAUCAUGCCAAGUUUGAGCCGUGGAAACAUGGAAAGGGGAUCAUCAAGACGAGGGAGGAGUUUCUCGAGUGGCAGAAGACGCCCGAGGCGAACAAGGCGAGGAGGGAACUCGGGCAGAAGAUUGAGAUGGAUGAGGAGGAGCGCAAGAGUCGCAGGUUCGACAGGACUGUCAUCGUCCCCGUCGCCGUCCAAGGAUGCGGCAAGACCGCGCUCGGUCUCGAGCUCGCCCACCUCUUCGGCUGGGGACACGUCCAGAGCGACGACUUUCUGCAGAAGAAGCCGGCGCCGCACUUCCUCAAAGCCGUCAAGGGCUUGCUCGAUUCGAAGGAGGUCGUCAUUGCCGACAAGAAUAACCACCUCGCCAAGCACCGCGAAGACCUCGUCUCGCUCGCCGAAUCCGUCUCGCCGAAACACACCGUCCGCCUCGUCGCGCUCGUCUGGCCUACCAACUCCCCCUCUCUCCCUCGGGACAAGUUCCAUGCACUGUGCGCGUCGCGCAUCGUCAAGCGCGGUCAGAACCACCAGACUCUCCGCGCGGGCGAGCUGCACGAGAGCAUCUUGUGGCAGUUCCUAGGCCAGCACGAGCCGUUCGAUCAGGAGAUGAACGCCGCCGAUUCCAAGUUCGACCAUGUGAUUGAGAUGCGUGCCGAGUGGGCGCAGGACGAGGCGCUCCGACAUGCGGUCGAGGAAUUGGCCAAGAUCGACGGCGUCUUGCCCAAGGGCACGCAGGUCCCGCUUGCGAAGAACAAGCUCGACGAGGCGUUGCGGUACGCCAAUACGUGGACGACGAGCGUACGCAAGGAGGAGUCGGCGCAGCAGGUCAAGCAGCGGGCCAAGGCGGGCGCCGCGCGGUACUAUGGCAUCGCGGUCGACGUCGACGUCAAGGCGCUCGUCGAGAAGCACCUCCCGCAGUCCGAGAAGGACGACGAGAACUCGCUCUGGUCGACGCUGGUCAAGAGCUCCCGCGUUGAGCGCAAGCCGCACGUCACGCUCGUCCACCGCAACGAAGUCGAGUCGACGGACGAGGCGGUCCGCGCGUCCAAGCAGGCGCUGUGGGACCGCUACUCUGCGCUUGUCGACGCAGCGACCAAGUCGGGCAAGGAGCAGGACAAGCUGGCUGUCGAGCUCACCCUCGGCCCGCGACUCCUCUGGGACGGCCGGGCCAUGUCGCUCGAAGUCUCGGCUCUCACGCCCAAGGUCGCGCCAAAGAAGGGCGAGGCGCCGCACAUCUCGCUCGUCGAUGGUCGAGCAGCGCACAUCACGGUCGGCACGCGCUCGUCCGACAUCCGCCCCGUCGAGGGCAAGUUCUUGAUGGAGAUCGUCGCGAAAGGAGGCAAGUCGACUGAGCAUGGCGGCGCGAUCCACCAGGUGCGGAUUGGCGAGGUCAAGGUGCCGGGCAAGCUGGCCGGCCUGUCGUAA